Molecule: messenger RNA, 1295 nt
Organism: Trichobilharzia szidati
Lineage: Eukaryota; Metazoa; Platyhelminthes; Trematoda; Strigeidida; Schistosomatidae
Source: the annotation of a GenBank genome assembly
AACAGCAUUUGCAACUGCUUCACCUCAGGUAAAUCAUUCCUAUAUGCAGACGACCUCAAUGUCGUUUACUCCUGCUACGCUCAUGAACUAAGCGAUAUGGUGAAUAAAAUGCAUCUUGAACUAAGUAGUCUCGCAACAUGGUGUACUGAAUCCUGUCCAAAGUUCAACAUUGAUAAAUGCGGCUGGAUUUGUAUCGGAAACAGUAACCUUGACCUGAAUCUUGAAAUAAAUGGGCGUAAACUAGCCAAGCUCACCUCAGUCGUAGAUCUCGGCAUCAGAUACUCUAGUAACUUAACGUUCUCUGAACAAACUGAUUAUGCCAGACGUAAAUCACGAAGGCUCCUGGGAUGCAUAACUCGCAAUUUCAUUCGUUGUGAAACUAGGGUUUUAUUAUAUAAAGUAUGUGUCCGACCUAUUUUAGAAUACUGCCCGUUUAUUCUUAGCGGACUCAGACAAAAUGACAAGCUUAAGUUAGAAGGAGUGCAACGCCAAUUCACCUUAAGAAUUCUUCGUUUAGAAAGUGGUCUCGAAUACUAUGAACGUUGCGACAGACUAAGUUUAGAACCACUCUGGAAAAGACGUCUUAAGCUGAACCUAAUUUUUUACUACAAGCUAACUAAUCUGCUCGUGCACUCCUCCGAGCCAAUAAUUAAACCUACCGCUGUCAUCAGUUACAAUCUUAGAAAUCACCACAACCUAGCUGCUAUAGAGCAUUGUCAGACUUACAUGCGGUAUAAUUUCUUCUUAAAUAAGUUUUCAGUCAUUUGGAAUAGACUACCAGCUGAUGUGCGCGAUGCAAACACACUCGCAGUGUUCAUCUCCUCAGUCACCAGACUGCUCAAAGAUGACAGUGCACUUCUGCGUCUGAACCCUACACCCACUUUUUUGCCAAACAUAGAUAUUUUAAGUUCAUUAAACGUGUAGUUACAACAAACUACAAUUAUAAAAUUUUAUAUUAUUGGAAGUACAUGAUAGACAUUUUUACACAGGACAAUAAUAUUAGUUCACACAAUAAAAAGUUAGCAUCACGGGAAUAGUUAGUUAGUGCACCAAAAUAACUAUAAUUACUAAACAGAAUAUAAAUGUAUAUAUACAUAUUAAUCACCCUCUAAGUACUCCACUUGUUUUCUUUUGCGUUGUUGUUGUUUGUCUUCUUUUGUCUCUCACCAUUUCAGCUUCCAUUUGACUUUUUGAAUGAGAAUGAAGAAUGUGAAUAUUUGCCCAUUUACAAUGACAAAUGAUCUGCAAACAUUAUUGGUCCCAUAUCUUACAACUCCCUCGUGAAUUGCGCAUUG